This is a messenger RNA of Kwoniella mangroviensis CBS 8507, 3114 nucleotides long. RefSeq lists its product as uncharacterized. The record is from RefSeq and is a predicted model, not a curated record. Gene Ontology annotation, molecular function: GTPase activator activity; small GTPase binding. The coding region runs from base 1 to 3114 and encodes 1037 amino acids. The transcript has 6 exons. Gene Ontology annotation, biological process: small GTPase-mediated signal transduction. NCBI's taxonomy places the organism in Eukaryota, Fungi, Basidiomycota, Tremellomycetes, Tremellales, Cryptococcaceae.
AUGGCCUCGAUAUCUCAGGCGCCAUCGUCGAGUACCGAGCCAGCUCUUCGAGAUCCCCGCUCAAAUGCCGGUAGCAGACCAUUAUCAGAGAUAACGGAGAAUGAUCAGCAUAGAAGAGGGAUGGUAUCUUCGUCAAAUAGAUCAAGUUUACAUAAAGAUAAAGACAAGUCACGUCCGGUUUCGACGAUAUCUGUAUCUGAAGAAUCACCCAAGAAGACUUCGGCUGGUAUGGGUAUGGGUGUACAGACUAUAACGUUGAAUUUGGUCGAAUAUGCAAAAUCGCAAUCGCAGUCACAAAGUACACCAACACCUAUGAUACAGAUGCCACCUCAGACUGAACAACAGAAUCAUAAUGAUUCUGAUAAGAUCCCACCUCCUCCUUCACCCACUACCAAACCGCAACCUCCGGAAUUACCGAAAAGGCAUGAAUCGGUCUCAUUGACAAAAGGUAAAGAGAAAGAAAAGAAGGGGUCGCCAAAGCUGUUGGAUAAGGACUUACCUGAGACUGGCGAGUCAUCCCGCUCAGGUGUAUCGUCUUUCUUACUUGCCAAAAGAGCUUCACUCCGCCCUUCAUCACUUACCAUCUCCUAUGCGGAGGUAGCCAAACCUGUCCCUUCACCUUCUGCAAACUCAGCUACAAUCACCGCACCGACCGCAUCCGCAUCCGCUUUUGAUUCUGUAGAUAGUUUACGGACAUCUUCUUCCGGUGCGGAUAUCACUUCUAAACCAGUUACAAAGUCCAAACCAUCAUGGCUCAGACGAGCAAGCGGUACAGCAGCUCUACGAUCUAAAUCACGUACGCCACCUCCCAAAGACGAUUCGUCCCUACCCACUUCCACAUCUCUACCGCCCGCAUUACCAGCUCGUAAAGGCUUGGAACCACAUGCGGAAGUACCCACCUCGCAAUCCUUACCUGAAGAAGGACUGGGUAUGGCACCUCCCCCUUUCCCACCUAGGAAAAGCUCUUACGCCAAUGUUACUGCUGCCGGACCCAGUAGAAGUAGAUUAGGCGAAGGACAAGGUAGACCUGCUUUCUCUCCUUCUUCCAGCGGAGGUCCUCCACCAUUACCCUCCAGAGAUAAUAUAGGGAAUAUUAGAGGUAAGAUCGCUGCGUGGACUGCAGCUGCUGCUCAAUCCAGUAGUGGAUUCUCAAGAUCGGAGUCAUCAGCUUCGAUACACACUCAAUCUCAGUCGGGAUCGGGAGGAUCUGGAUUUGGACCACAGAGAUUACCAGCUUCUGCUCAAAGGGUACUGGGACAUGCCGGUUCGGCUGUACAGAAGGGAUGGGCCGGUCUGAGAUCGAGAGGUGUGGGUGGGAGUAUUAGUUCGAUGUCUUCUUUAGGUCAGUCGUCGCGAAGGAAUGGUAAUGAAUUGUCAUUCGAACCUUCAUCUUCAUGGGGAUCGGGACUAAACAGAGGAAGCAGAGAUAGAUCAAGAUCGGAUAAUUACGAAUUUGGACAUGGUCAUGAAGCACCCACGCCCGAUGGUCCGACUUUCGAAUCUGAUACGAUCAAACGAUCAGGAGAUGGAACGGUUGGAAAGGUAUUUGGUAGGGAUGUAGUGGAUUCAGGAAAGGAAUGGGGCAUAUUCGAUGAUACGAUAGAUCAAAGUGAUUUGGAUGAUUAUGAAAAGAGAAGAAGGAAAUGUUUGCCUGCUGUGGUCAUUCGUUCGGUGGAAUAUCUGCAAAUAUGGGGUCCGAAGGAAGAAGGGAUCUUCAGGAUCAGCGGAAGGAGUAGUCAUAUUGCGAAACUGAGGAAAGAAUUUGAUUCAGGUGCGGAUAUAGAUCUUACGAAAUGUCAUCCGGGAGAUCUGGAUCCUCAUGCUGUAGCUGGACUGUUCAAAUCGUAUUUACGAGAGCUGCCGUCACCGCUUUUGACACAUGAUCUUGCACCUCGCUUCGAUUCCUACAUCAAGGGCAAAGGAAAAGCUACCAAUCGAGCGACAUUCGUUUCCAUGGCUGCUGAGGAUGGACAUUCCGAACAGCCAGAAGAUCUAAAAUCGCUGCUGCAGCAGUUACCGCAAGCUCAUUGGUUCUUGCUUGCCGACACAGUCAAACUUCUCGAUCUCAUCCCUCGACAUUCCUCGACAAAUCGAAUGACUCAGAAUGCUCUUAUGCUCUCCCUGGGACCCUCACUGAAUAUACCUGGUGCCAUACUGAGCGAACUCAUCGAAAGGCGCGAAGACCUUUUCGCCAAUCCACCGUCACCUUCAGCUCUCGAGACCGCAGAAGCUCUGAUAGAUUUUGGUGACGUGUCCAUACCGCCUGUCACUCCGUUGACCGAAAGAUCCUCAACACCCGUAUCUUCAAAUACAGAUGAUCAUCCUGGUCCUCCAUCCUAUAUGGGAUCUACAAAAUCGAAGAAAGGACCUCGCAUACCUGCGAAACCAAGUCUGACAAGGUUGUUCACCUCAUCCAGCCAUACUUCCCUUCCGCGACAGAAGAGCAUAGAUACGUUGAAUAGUAUACUUAGUCCUGAACCUCCUCGAGUGGAAGUACCUAUCUCACCUGCAUCGCCAUUACCUUCAUUCGAAGCUUCUCGAUCGGAGGAUACCACACCUAAAGCUUUACCCGCACCUUUAAUACUCUCCACCGCCACUGCUGAGAAUGUACCUAUUCCUGAAACACCGAUACCCAAUUCGGAUAUAAGUUCGUCAGAUAAAAUUGAAGAGAUACAUUAUUCAAGUGGAACGGUAGAUGAAAGAUCCAAGUUGUUUUCUACACCUAUCGCAGAUAGGUUCCAAAAUACCUCUUCGCCGUUCCCAUCGCUUCGUCAUGCUAGCGAAGGUAAUUUAUCUAAGGUUGCUCUGGUGGAACAUAGUCCGAAUCCUGUUAAUGUGAUUAGAAGGGGGGCACCUGUAUUUUUCUCCUCUGCUGCUGUUCUGGAUCGACACUCUAGUACUUCAGGUGGCGGACACAAGAGAUCAGCAUCGGCUUCUGCAACUGCUACUCUGAGUAAUGCAAACACAAGCGGACUGAAGAGGAAAGAUAGUGAAGAAGAUGGAUCGACUGAUGGGAAUGGAAAGAAGAAUGAAGACGAAGAUGGUAGAGAGCAGAAACGAUUAUCGGCCGGACCAGAUAGUCUGAACUUAGAGAAUAUACUGUAUAGAGCAUAG